AUAGUAAAAUUGUUUUUUUUUUUUUACAUGUUUACAGUUGUAGUCUAGGUAGCUAAAGUUAAAGUAGCUCAUAUGUUAUAGAAUCCAUUUAUAUGAAAUUAACUUCCACAUCCAGCACACGUUUUCUGUACUAAUAAAGCCUUUUAACAUUUGAAAUUUUAUUUUAGACUUUACUGGAAAGAUGAAGCCCAACGAAACACCUAUGUUUGACCCAAGUCUGCUCAAAGAAGUGGACUGGAGUCAGAAUACAGCUACAUUUUCUCCAGCCAUUUCUCCAAUGAAUCCUGGAGAAGGCUUGGUUUUGAGGCCUCUUUGUACUGGUGACUUGAAUAAAGGUUUUUUUAAGUUACUGGGUCAGUUGACAGAGAUUGGCAUCGUCAGCCCUGAGCAGUUCAUGAGUUAUUAUCAACUCUCACUUUGCUAAGCAAGAAGCUGAACUGUUACAAGAUCACCCUUGAAUGUCUACCACAAAACGUGGGCUUCUACAAAAAGUUUGGCUAUACAGUAUCUGAAGAAAAGUACCUGUGUCUGAGGAACCAGAAGUAAAGAUGACCAUCAAGAUGAUGCUCCAAGGCUUUCCGGUUCAUUUUUGUUGCUGCAGCCAGUGAGCUCCAUACCCCCUAGACUGGAAAACCACUGUAGUGUGCAAUGUAGUAGUGACAAGAGCAUGCCUGUAGCUGCUUGGACUUGCUCUGAGUUAAGAGUAUAAAUGAUCACAAAGGGGAUGAUUUUUAGCCAAAGGAAUAUAUUUUCAACUUGAAUAUCUUCUUGCAUUGUAUUUUUCUAAAGUUUAUUGUCAUUUCCUGGUUGUCAAGGGUAUGAGUAGUUAUGUCUGCUCCUUACUGCUCAUUUUUAAAUAUAUGUAUAUAUAUUGAAUAAGGCUGUUUCUUAUCACAAAAUUAUUUUAGUCUCAUACAUCUAAACAGACUUAAGGGUGCACCGUUUCUCACAUCACAGGGAGUCAGACCCAUCUGUUGUUACAACCAGAUACAUAUCUGCACGUGUAAACAUGGUUGAACCUAAAAUCGCACACAACUUGGACAGUCUUUUAAAGAAACAAGAGAAAUGAAAACUGUGACAAGGUACAACAGUUUAAGUAACUAUUUUACUAAGUGUAGAGUUCUGUGCAGACAAUGCCCACCCACCUGUCUCACCUGUCACAUGAUGUUAGAAUCAUCCAAGGGCAGAUCUUGAGAACCAAGGUUCUUUUCUUCAGUGAGUGAGCAGCUGUCCAUGGGGUACUUUUACCCUGGUUUAUCAUGGCCAUCUGAAGCCUCUGAGUCACAAAAUAUGUAUGGUACUGCCUUUGAUACAUCCUUAAAAUAACAGUAGCUUUUCUAUUUAAUGUGAUUAUAAUGGUACUGUUAUUCUGAUCAAUGUCCUGUUUUAUUUAUUUUAAUGAUUUAUUUUUAUUUUUAUUCGAGAUAGGGUUUCUCUGCGUAGUUUUGCGCCUUUCCUGGAGCUCACUUGGUAGCCCAGGCUGGCCUCGAACUCACAGCCAUCCGCCUGGCUCUGCCUCCUGAGUGCUGGGAUUAAAGGCGUGUGCUACCAUCGCCUGGCAUAUUUUAAUUUUUUAAAGUAGAAGAUGUAGAUACUUUAUUAACAAUGGUUCUAAUCUUUUGCAUUCCAUGUUAUUACAUUAAACUUGUUUAUAUGAAUAGUUUCUCAUGUUAGAA
Peromyscus maniculatus bairdii (prairie deer mouse) is the source of this 1676-nucleotide messenger RNA. The record is from RefSeq and is a predicted model, not a curated record. NCBI's taxonomy places the organism in Eukaryota, Metazoa, Chordata, Mammalia, Rodentia, Cricetidae.